AUGACCUCCUUGUUACGCGGCACAGCUUUCAUAACCGGAGCUGCAAAAGGAAUCGGCCGGGCCACGGCGGAAGCAUUCGCGCGCCACGGGGUCACCCGCCUCGCGCUGGCCGACAUCGACACAGAUGGGCUCAGCAAGACGAGGGAGAUCAUCCGCGCCCGGUGCCCCGACGCCACGGUCAUGGAGCUGCAGCUCGACGUGCGGCAGUCCGGGCAGGUCAGGGACGCGCUCGCCGAGAUCGCCAAGAGGUUCGGCCGCCUUGACAUUGCGGUGAACAACGCCGGGGUCGCGGGCCGCGGGCACAGGACCCAUGAGAUGGCGGACGAGGAGUGGGCGGGUGUUGCGGACAUCGACCUCUUUGGGGUGUGGAGGUGCCAGAAGGAGGAGCUGGUCACGAUGGUUGGACAAGAGGAUCUGGGGGUGCGCGAGGGGCGAGGGAAGAUCAUCAACGUGGCUUCAAUGUAUGGCCUCAAGGCGACCGGGCCGCAUCUGCCAGCAACCCCAUACGUCGCAUCCAAGCAUGGUAAGGACCAUUCCUGUACCGAGUCAUUGGCCUCACAAGAGCGGAUGCGAACAGCUACGGCCAUAUGA
Messenger RNA from Diaporthe batatas, 591 nucleotides. RefSeq lists its product as uncharacterized. Gene Ontology annotation, molecular function: oxidoreductase activity, acting on the CH-OH group of donors, NAD or NADP as acceptor. Bases 1 to 591 code for a protein of 196 amino acids. The record is from RefSeq and is a predicted model, not a curated record. Lineage: Eukaryota; Fungi; Ascomycota; Sordariomycetes; Diaporthales; Diaporthaceae. The transcript has 4 exons.